Molecule: messenger RNA, 576 nt
Organism: Talaromyces marneffei
Lineage: Eukaryota; Fungi; Ascomycota; Eurotiomycetes; Eurotiales; Trichocomaceae
Exons: 3
Coding region: 1-576 (191 amino acids)
Source: RefSeq, a predicted model, not a curated record
AUGAAAUUCACUGGAAUCACUGCUGCUUUUGCAUUCGCCAGCGCUGUCAGCGCUGUCGCUAUCCCUCGCGGAACCAUCACCCCCUCCCUUGACUCAACCUUGAGCGAACUCAACUCUCUUCUUAACACCGUUCAGCCUUCCCUCAGCAACCUUGUCAACAAUGUCGAGACAGGCCUUGACCUCGCCGCCUUGGAAGCAGACCUCUCCGAGAUCAAGACUCUGAUCUCCGCUCUUGUCGGUGCCCCCGCUAAGCGUGAGGUCGUGCAAGGUGCUACAGAGCUGGCUGGAUAUGCCGUCAACACCGUCGGCUCUGUUGCUGCUCCCGUUGUCAAUGAAGUGGAAACUUUGAAACAGCGCGGCGUCGUUUCUAAUACUGUUGGUGAACUCACCGGCCUCCUUUCCAACCCUGUCAGCGCCGUUAACAGCAUUCUUCCAUUGGCAAACAACCUUUGCAGUGGCAUCGAAAACAACGUUCCUCUCACCCAGACUGUUGGCGAACUCACUGCUCUUACCCAGGGACUUGCUACAUACGCCAGCCUUCCUCUUUCGCUCGUCCAGCUUCCUACAUCCCACUAA